AUGCAUCGUCGCGUCUGGGAGUUUUAUUCGCGCGAACAGACACAGGGAGAGAUUUUACGCCUAAAAAAUGUGCGCGUAAAAACAUCUCUCUCUGCGAGUGGUGUGACGGUGUGGUGUCGCGAAGGACGUGUCGCACUUUUCGUACCUUCGAUAUGUUCUGGAAAGGGUAUCGAUCUCGAAGCUGGCGGCCGCAACAAAAAGACGAAGCGCACUUCGCAAAAGUCCGAAAACGUCUACUUGGCGUUGUUGGUGAAACUCUACCGUUUCCUCGCGAGAAGAACGGACUCUAAAUUCAACCAAACGGUAUUGAAGAGAUUAUUCAUGUCGAAAACGAACCGACCGCCGUUGUCGCUGUCCAAACUCGCGAAGUUUAUGAAGGGCAAAGAAGGGAAGGUGGCGUGCGUCGUCGGAACCAUCACGGACGACGUGAGAAUGUUUGAAGUGCCGAAAUUGACGGUGUGCGCGUUGAGAUUUACCGCGACGGCUCGCGCGAGAAUCGUCAAGGCUGGUGGUGAGUGCUUGACGUUCGAUCAGUUGGCGUUGAAGGCGCCGACUGGCGAAGGCGUCGUGCUUUUGAGAGGUCCGAAGAACUCCAGAGAAGCCGUCAAGCACUUUGGCGCGCCGGGUGUGCCGCACUCGCACGCCAAGCCGUACGUGCAGCACAAGGGGAGAAAGUUUGAAAAGGCGCGAGGUAGAAGAGCGUCCAGAGGCUACAAGGCUUAA
Messenger RNA from Bathycoccus prasinos, 723 nucleotides. RefSeq lists its product with no specific name. The coding region runs from base 1 to 723 and encodes 240 amino acids. Gene Ontology annotation, biological process: translation. The transcript is spliced from 2 exons. Gene Ontology annotation, molecular function: structural constituent of ribosome; RNA binding. Lineage: Eukaryota; Viridiplantae; Chlorophyta; Mamiellophyceae; Mamiellales; Bathycoccaceae. The record is from RefSeq and is a predicted model, not a curated record. Gene Ontology annotation, cellular component: ribosome; cytosolic large ribosomal subunit.